CGUCUGAUUUGCAGGAUCCGACGGCGCGUUUUUUUUUUUGGACGAAAUGGUUCCUAAUGAAGAAUUACGAAGGGGUGCGGCUGAAUGGUUGGUGACUAUAGAAGAGAUGGCGGCCGCUGUUUGCAGGAGGUUGUGGAUAUUUUGUCUUCGAGCCAUGGUGAUCAGAUGGAGGCUGUAGAGGGGACAGUCACACUUGCGCCAUGGCUGGAGGUCAUGAUGCAGAGCAUGCUUGAUAUCAUUUGGGAGUUGGAGGAGGGGCCGGUUCCUUCGCUGGAGGAGUUUGUUGAUUGGCAUCAAGCUGACUUGCUCAUGCAUAGAUGCUAUUACGUCUUUAGGAACGGCCAGGAUCGCUGGGCUGCUUUGGAGACGAGAUUGUCGCCUGCGACAACAAUUGUACACAGCAGAGGCGGCAACAGCUUCAGCACCAACAUCGACUGCAACGACCGUAACGACAACGACAAUAAAAAUGAAAAAAUCAUCAACAACAACAACAACAACAAUGAGCUCGAGAUUAUUAACUAUAGCUCUCUUGGUGUCUUGAACGACAACUGUGGAGGUGACAUCGCUAGCAGAGGGAUCGUCGUUGGAGGUGGCGAGAACAUCGAUGAAAACGGCGGCAAUGACGAUAACAUUUUCAACAACUACAGAGACAACAACAACAACAACAUCAACAACAACAACAACAACAACAACAACAACAACAACAACAAACAGUUCAAUACUUCUGCUGCUGAUGUGGACGGCGACUUUGGCGAUGUGGCUACCGACGGCGUCUUUGGUCACGGGAGCAAUGGAGUACUCCUCGUUAGUGCUGACAACGACCUUUCCGUUUACGUCAGCACUCAUGAUGAUGUUGAUGCUGAUGAUACUACUGCAGCUGUUGUUGAUGAUGCUGCGGCUGCUACUGCUGUGGAUGAUGAAGAUAUUGGCGGCCUUAUCGCUGACGUGGCAGGUGCCGAUGAUGAUGAUCUUGAUGCUGCUGCUGCUGCUCUUGAUGAUGCCGCUGUUGAUAACGAUGACGCUGAUGAUGAUGAUAUGCAUGCUAUCGAUGAUGACGAUGAUGAUGAUGCGGCUGAUGCUGCUGGUGAUGAUGAAGCUGGAAUUGAUGAUACUCAUGACGAAGCUGCUAUUGCCGCUGAUGAUGACAAUGGUGGUCUUAUCGAUGAUGUGGCUGGGCCUGACGAUGGCGCGCGUGAUGAUACCAGUGAGGCCGAUGCUGCUGCUGUAGAUGAUGCUUAUGAUGAUGACGAUGCUACUAAUGCUACUGAUGAUGAUGACGAUGCUGCGGAUGAUGAUAAUGAAGAUGCUCUUGAUGAUGAUGCGUCUCCCGGGAGGAGCGGGUUGGGUAUUUGCAACAGGGUGGCUGCAUUUCUUUCGGUUGUCUGGGAUGGGGUUUUCUUCUUCCCCACUCUUCCUGCGGGGUUCUUCUGUGGGCUAUGGUGCGUAUAGGGGUUGGCUAGUUGGGGAUGUUUGCUAUUGCCCGACCAGCAAUAUCAUUCAUCGGGUUGGAGUUUCGCUUCCUCGGCUUGCUUUUCAUUUUCAUUUGACACAGGAAUGCUGCUUGAUUACCUUACCCCUAUGCUGCUUGCCUUCCCCCCCCCUCUUUUGUUGCUGCCUCAUUUAGGUUCCGGUGAAUGAGAGGCGACGGGCAGGAUAUUGAAGUAACGUUUUGCAUCAGGUACUGUUAGCUAUGGCAUGCAUUCCUAUCGCUUGUAUUAGUUGCCCAUUGUUAGCCACAUGGCGUGGCUUUUUGAAGUGUGCUUCAAAACCCUACGGUUUUUCGUGCAGUUGGUCAAUCCUCCUCCGGUAUGGGGGAGUAAUCAAUGCCUCUGCCUGUA
Molecule: messenger RNA, 1838 nt
Organism: Chara braunii
Lineage: Eukaryota; Viridiplantae; Streptophyta; Charophyceae; Charales; Characeae
Source: the annotation of a GenBank genome assembly